UAGUAGUAUUGGUAUUAGUAUUACUGAUUUCUAUACCCCUUACUUAAAACGGGUAAUACGCUGAAAUUGUACUUGUAUUCAGUAGGAACGUUACCUCUAAACAGUUGGAUUUGGAAUCCAGAAACUGUUUAAUCGCGAUCUGAGAUGAUAUUUGAGUUUAACGACAACCACUCACUUAGUCCCAGACUGGUUAUUACUUUAAACCUACCUACCUUGGAAACUACCAAUUAUGACAUUGUACAAAUUACACAAACAUAACUAACCCUUGUUAUAGGAUUGAUUUCGUUUUCCCUGCCAUUGUUCAGAAUGGAAAUAUCAAUAAACGACCGGCCAUUUUUGUAUUUUUUUAAUGAAUUUUUUUCACCCUUUUAAAAAAGUUUUUUCAUCCCGUUUCGUCCAAUUAAAUGGCUGGUUUUAAAUUCGUUAUAAUUGGUUAGUUCUGUCUUAAAAUUGUUAUAAAAUGUCAGUACUUGUCGAGAGAGUACAUUUUAAUCACAAUUAUGGAGGAGAGUAACGUGCCAUGUACAAACGCUGUUGUUUCUCAUGUUGUCACAGAAACGGAGAACGUAUUUUUGACUACAUUGUUUCUCGUUGCGUUCCAAUCAGUUGAAGCGUUAAAGUGCGCUAUCAGAACUUGUAAAAGAUCUACGUACUGCCAUUAUGUGGUGAGAGAUUCUCAUUUCCACAGAGAUCAGAACUCUUAUAUAAAAUUUGUAUGUUUGAGAAAUGGCCGUAGAACACCUAGCGGUUCGUCACAGCGGAUUAGACGGAGGAGGUAAUUUGAUUAGUGUUAUUACAUUUUUUCACGAAGGACUUCCAUGAACACUCAAUGUCCGGUCUUCAUCUUUUGUAAGUUGAUAGAAGGUUACUGGACUGUUGUACGUGGGAAUGUGCAUCACAAUCACGAGUGCAAUUCCCUGAGGUACGACAGUAAUUCUUGGGUGCGCAGGUUAACGGAGGCAGAGUUUGAAACUGUGCGACCGCUCCUGAUAUCUAGGACCGCAGCAUUCGAUAUUAAGCACUUUGCUUACCAUUCUUAUGGAAAGCAUUUGAAUGAUCAAGAUAUAUUUAAUAUGCGGUACAAAGUGUUCUCACACGCCAACCUUCCUGGUGGGCUUUGCGAAUACGAAUUAGAUGAAGAAAAUUGUCUAUCGUGUUUUUUCUUCACGACUGCUGAUCAAAUUAAUUUGGCAGCUCCUUUUUGUGAUGUCAUCGGUUUUGACGGGACGUACAAGACAAAUAACGAGAACGUAUAUUUAUAUCAGGUAGUAGCCCUUGAUAUGAAUGUUAUGGCAAUACCCGUUUGUAUUGCACUUAUAAGUCGCGAAACAUCGACUUUAAUUUUUCGAUUCCUAUCGUUCUUCCAACGGUCAACCAACAAUCGACAGGUGGUAGGCAUUGUGACAGAUGAUUCACCUGCAAUAGCUGCUGCCAUCACGCAGGUGUAUCCAAAUGCCCACCACAUUUUGUGUCGUGUACAGCAUAUUCGCAAUAUCAUAAAGAGGGUAAGUCUUUCGUUCCUUAACAUUAAUCCAUUUACCGUCAUUGUAGAGGGUAAGAUCACAAGUGAUACAACUGUUAUUUCGUCUGAUGUUCACUCGAACGGUUGAAAGUUUUAGCAAUUAUUUGUAGUUAAUCGAAACAUCCGACGAAACGUUUUUCCGAUAUGUGAGAGAUCACUUGCUGCUGAAAAAACAAAAGUGGUCAACUGCUUUCCGACCAUCAGCGACGCUACUUCAACAAAAUAAUACCAACUUCGUUGAGAUA
Messenger RNA from Schistosoma haematobium, 1767 nucleotides. RefSeq lists its product as uncharacterized. The record is from RefSeq and is a predicted model, not a curated record. The coding region runs from base 819 to 1610 and encodes 263 amino acids. Gene Ontology annotation, biological process: regulation of DNA-templated transcription. The transcript is spliced from 3 exons. Lineage: Eukaryota; Metazoa; Platyhelminthes; Trematoda; Strigeidida; Schistosomatidae.